Messenger RNA from Enhydra lutris kenyoni (northern sea otter), 4109 nucleotides. It is a transcript of the gene ARL10, whose product is annotated as ADP ribosylation factor like GTPase 10. The record is from RefSeq and is a predicted model, not a curated record. Lineage: Eukaryota; Metazoa; Chordata; Mammalia; Carnivora; Mustelidae. Gene Ontology annotation, molecular function: GTPase activity; GTP binding. The transcript is spliced from 4 exons. The coding region runs from base 32 to 766 and encodes 244 amino acids.
CAGCCCGCACCCGUGCCCCUCGCCCUGUCCGAUGGCUCCGCGGCCGCUGAGCCCCUUGGUGCUGGCGCUGGGCGGCGCCGCGGCCGUGCUGGGCUCCGUACUCUUCAUCCUCUGGAAGGCCUACUUCGGGCGCGGACGCGAGCGGCGCUGGGACCGGGGCGAGGCCUGGUGGGGCGCGGAGACUGCCCGCCUCCCUGAGUGGGACGAGUGGGACCCUGAAGACGAGGAGGACGAAGAGCCAGCGCUGGAGGAGUUGGAGCAGCGUGAGGUGCUGGUGCUGGGGCUGGACGGCUCGGGGAAGAGCACGUUCCUGCGCGUGCUGUCCGGAAAGCCACCGCUGGAAGGCCACAUCCCCACCUGGGGCUUCAACUCUGUGAGGCUGCCCACCAAGGACUUCGAGGUGGACCUGUUAGAGAUCGGCGGCAGCCAGAACCUACGCUUCUACUGGAAGGAGUUUGUGAAUGAAGUAGACGUGCUGGUGUUCAUGGUGGACUCAGCUGACCGGUUGCGGCUGCCCUGGGCCCGGCAGGAACUGCACAAGCUGCUGGACAAGGACCCUGACCUGCCUGUCGUUGUGGUGGCCAACAAGCAGGACCUGAGUGAGUCCAUGAGUAUGGUGGAGCUACAGCAGGAGCUGGGCCUGCGGGCUAUCGAUAGCCAGAGGGAGGUGUUCCUCUUGGCAGCCAGCAUCGCCCCUGCAGGACCCGGCUUUGAAAACCCUGGCACCGUGCAUAUCUGGAGACUGCUCUUGGAGCUUCUCUCCUAGGCCAGCUAUCACCAGCUUGCCACCCUACCCUGAAGACCCUAGUCCUGCCACUCCUCCUGUCUACUGCCAGUGUGGGCCUGAGGCAGGAGCCAUGUAGCAGGACUGCCCUUCUCUCCACCCACCCUCCAGAGCAGGGCCUGGGCAAGGCUAGGAACCGCACAGAAGCCUUCCAACGGUGAGGUGGCCAUGAGGCUGAAGUGGGGAGGCAGGUGAGGCAGAUAGUGGAAGAGCAUAGUGUCUGGCUCACUCCAGGCUGGAAGUGGAUCGGGCUUUCACCGCUAAAGGCACCUCCUUCUCUGACGUGUACAGUAAGGUUCUCAGUCUCUGCAGGUCCCAGUGACUGAGAAUCGGGACAGCGUCAAAAGUACUCCCAGUCUAAAACCGUUCCCUCCUGGUGACCUCAUGCCCGUCACGCAGGCGGGUUCUGGGCAGCCCACAGUGAGCCUUGGCUCCAGGGCCCACAAUGUCCUGCAGCCCCAGCUCCACCGGGCUGGCUCGAGGCCUUGUGCUAUCUCUGCCGCUCUGGCCCUGGGACCAUCAUUUUUAAAGAGAUGGCUUCCUUGGUUUUUUCUCACUUGGAGAUAGAUUUUCCAGCCAUGAAGAUAAGAAGGGCUGGGACGAACCUGGAGAUCCUAGCAAGGAGUUUUCUGAAACCUCCCUGCUUCUGCAAGCUAAGGCCUGCCUGCCAGACUACAGCAUCAAGUGGUAUUCAGCCCUGAGCAGAGACACGGAGGGCUUUCCUCCCCCUCGUCUGGGGACAGAAACUGCAGCUCUAUGCCAGUGCCCGUGUUUACAGAAUUCUGGGGAAGGAGCCUAUGUCCCUGAGGAGAAGACGGUCAACUGCAUUCUAAUUAUUUAUUUAUUUAUUUAUUCAUACAAGGAACAGACCAAAGUCUCAGGUUCUGUUUCUAGGUGCUGUUAUCAAAGCCCCGGAUGACUGCCAUGGAAAAUUUGUGUCUUUGAGGAAAACAGCUAGAAUUGUGAGACGUGCGAUAACCUGCACGUGUCAGUGGAGACAAAGCUCUAGCUUUCCCCCAACAUUUACAGCUAUAAUCGGCAUCCCCCUUUACCCUGACCCACAUGAACUUAAAACUCUGCCACUUGGCCCAAUAUGUCAAAAGGACACAAUCCCCUCCCAUGUAGCUGGUGACUGUAGGAGAGGACAUUUCAAUCAUGUAAAUCCAGGUAAACAAAAAUGGGAAUUAGCAGAUCAGCCAACAGGAUACCUGAGGCUUUGGGUACCUCAGUCUUUCUGGACCUGCUGACUCCCCAGCCAAAAGUUGGACAGAAUUUCUAUUCUCUCCAGUGCACACUCACAGUUUAUUUAUAUGCUGACACUUUAGUGCAGGCCAAGGACGGAGCCUUUUGUCUGCGCUGAGUAAUCAGUAGCCACAGAUGGACUUUUUUUUAGCAGAGAUAGCCAACUCAGUUUGCUUUUUAAUUGAGAAUAGAGAUGAUGUGCCUUCAUUUCACUUGACAUUGACUCAGCGUGCCUCAGUUCCAUGCUGUGGCCUACAUGAGAAGAGGCAUAGGGAGGAAGGUGGGAUGGACGCUCUAGAAGUCCAGAAAUGUGACGAGUUACAGUGGCCUGCUGUGCUCUUGGGCUGUGGGUGUAUGACAGAAUCACUGUCCUUUGAAAUUCUAAUUAACUUUCUGCAGAAGAAAGAAGAGAUUUGACUGCUUUUAUCUUAAAUAUUUAAGGAAUGACUUGACUUUUAGAGUACCCUUUGAACUUUUGCCGACAGCUUUUCAUUUUGACAUUUAAAGAUUGUGAAACUUUACGUCUUUGUUCUAUAAACUUCACCUUGUUCUCCAGUGCUUGACAUUUACCUCUGGAACCAGCAUCAUUGUAGGGGACCCUUUUCUAAUUAAGAUCUCCCUUUGGUCUAAUGAGUAUCGUUAUGUAAUACAGUUUUCAAAGUCUGCAGUGAGGGGAGUGACCUUGAAUAGUUAUAUCUACAUGAGUGACCUCUGAAGACCACUCCCAGAACUGUUGGGUCCCAGUGGUACACUGGAAGACACAAGCCACUGAGGGGGCCUGAAGGUCCAGAGUACCACCCUGAUGCUUGUGCAGAAUAUAGAUGUUCUCUUGACCUGUGUGUGUGCCUCAUCACAUUUGUGGCUGACUGCUGCACUCCUCUGGUGCGACUGCUGGCCUGUCGUCCAGGCAGAGUGUCAAUAGUGCUCAACCGCUCUGGUUUCUGCCAGGACUGGGCAAAGUGGAGAACGGGCCUCUCUUAUGAAUAGCCGAGUGCCUGGCCCGUGCUGCUCUUACCCAGUUGCUCCUGAAUGUGACUUUCUGAUUCACCAGCCCAGAUCACCUGCUCCUGGGAACCAGCCAUUAUCUGUGGAGUUCAUCUCAAAGUGAGUUUUCUGAGCUAGCCUGGGUGACACUGCUCCCCCCAAGACUGCCCCAACACUAUAGCUCCCAGCCUACCUGAGCAUGGGAUAUGGGUCAAAUGUCAGCCCUUCUCCUUUUCUAAGGAAGGCAACUGGAAGGCAGGCUCUGGAUCUGAGAGAGCAGGUGGGCACUCCAUAUCAAAAAGAAGCUUCUGCUUCUGCCUGCCUGUUGAACCGAUGCCUGAUCAUUCACCCUGGCACCAACGGCUUCUGAUCUUAAGAAUUAAUGCAAUGUGGCUUCUGCUUUUCCAUCCUCUCACCUGCUGCCAACCCUCGGAGGAGAGGCCGACUUGGCCCAAAGCUUGGUCAUGUGAAUGGUCUAAGCAAGAAGGCUCCAAGACCACCACCUUGACUGGCUGCUUAUCCGCAGAGCCUCCUCUGGUACCUCUUGCACUGACACACGGGUAUCCAGCGUAAGGACGGGGGUGAGUGGUGAAAUCAGCCCGUCACAGCACUCCCCUCCCUCCACAGAGAGGUGCUGAUGAAAAUCUGAGGACUUGCCUGUCUGCAUGGAUGAAACACUAGAUUGCAAAACAAUGUUUCCACCUGUCUAUGGAAAACAUUUUGUUCUUAAACUUGCUUAAUAGCAACUGCCAGCACUUUGAACUAGCUGCUGAAACUCACUUGUGGUAUUCAUCCUGGUACACCUGCCCAGAUCUCAGGCCUGGAAUAGUCUGAGCAUCUUCCUGUCACAUUUGUUGGCUCACACAUCUUCAGUCGUUUCUAAUAGCUGUGUGAAGAACCUCCAACUUUUCCUCAUUUGCUGCCUCUGCGAGGUGGGCCCAUGAGGUACAUAAGGAGAAUUCCCAUCAAAGAUCUGGAAGUGAAGAGGCCUUGCUGUCCCACCCCAAGUCCUGUGAACCCAGACCCACAGGGUUGUCAAGGACAGAUUGCAUUAAGGGAGACCAAGUGGCUGUUUGAGACACACAAUAAAUGCCAAAAA